Lactuca sativa (garden lettuce) is the source of this 2408-nucleotide messenger RNA. The record is from RefSeq and is a predicted model, not a curated record. Lineage: Eukaryota; Viridiplantae; Streptophyta; Magnoliopsida; Asterales; Asteraceae.
AGGGGCAUCAUUGACGACACGAGGGAGGGAAAAGGAGAGAAAGUUAACCGUACUUUGCAAACGCUGAAAACUUUAAUCUCUUUGAUUCAAACAGACGAUUACACUGGUUAUGAACUUAUGAUGGAGAAGUAAACUUCUUAAAGUAUCUGGGUAUUAAGUUCAAUCUGAAAAUUUGAAAACCAAGAAAGAAGGUUAUGGAUUGCACAUGGAAUUCAAGAACAAGAAGAAGAUUGAAGAACUAGAGAUUACCCAUGAUACCAAUCGCAAUCGCAAACUCAGCCUCAUCGUCAAUUUUCGUAGUGCCAUACGCUAAUAGUGGUGGUUCAUCUUCCAAGAUAGUUGCCCAGAAGAACAAGCAUCCCCAAUCUCCAAAGGGUUCAGAGCCAGCUCCUGCCAGGAUUACAUCAAAUGUGAAGCAGAAUUUGCAGUUCUUGAAGUUAUGGAAGGAAUAUCAAAAGAGAAAAUCUGGCACACCAAAGCCUGCUACGAGUUACCGGAGGAAGAAGGUGGAGAAAGGUGACCUUCCGGAUGAUGAUACCGAGCUCUAUCGUGACCCUACUUUGACCCUCUAUUAUACAAACCAGGGAAUAGACACUGCAGUCCCUGUGUUGCUUGUUGAUGGUUAUAAUGUCUGCGGGUAUUGGCCCAAGCUCAAAAAACAUUUUAUGGGUGGAAGGCUUGACCUUGCUCGCCAAAAGCUUGUUGAUGAGCUCAUAACCUUUGGAAUGCUAAGAGUUUUAACUCUGCCUUGUUAUUGCAUUGGAAAAUUUACAGAGGUUAAAGUGGUAGUUGUUUUUGAUGCUAUGAUGUCUGGCCUUCCAAUGCACAAAGAAAAUUUUGCUGGUGUUGAUAUAGUCUAUUCAACUGAAACCUGUGCUGAUGCAUGGAUAGAGAAAGAGGUUGCAGCGUUGAGGGAGGAUGGGUGCCCAAGGGUGUGGGUUGUCACGUCUGAUCGAUGUCAGCAACAUGCAGCACAUGGAGCGGGGGCUUUCGUUUGGAGUGCAAAGGCAUUAGUUUCAGAGGAAUCCACUCUCUGGGCCACAGCAAGAGGUGCCAUGAUGUGCCCUGAUACCACUUUGAUAUGCCUUGCUCAAACUGGAACCUCAGACUCAGCAAAUAAUAAACAAGAACACAAAAGUAAUAAGGAAAAAAGGUUUUAAGAAGAUUAAGUGAGUUCAUAACAGAUUCAUGAACAAUUGAAGAACAAGAUAGAGACUCUCUAGCUAUUCGACCAAGAAGAUUCCAAUCUCUUAAAACAUGCCUCUCCACUACUAAUAGCACAACAACAUACUACUAAAAAGGUAAACCACCAAUUUUACCCUAAACUACAUGCCUCUCCCACUGACUUCCACUACUAAUAGCACAACAACAUACUACUAAAAAGGUAAACUACCAAUUUUACCCUAAACUGACUAGGGCGCUAUUUCCUUUUGAGCUGGAUUUCAUGAUUUACCCCUCCUAGCAUAAAUGUAGUGAAUUGGAGGUUUAGCAGCAAGUGUGGCAUUUCUAUAAAGAAAAGUUAAAACUCAGUUUAUUUUCACUUCUUUGUUUUUGGUUUACCUUUUUCAGUAAAAUGCACAAUACCUUAUCAUAUUUAUAUGAAUACAAUGAAUAAUGUAUAAACAUCAAAAUAUUUGUCUAAUUACUCAUUUUUUUUGUUGUAAAGUAUUGCUUUUUUCUUUUUGUCGAAAUAUAUUGGGUUAAUUCCAUAAAAGGCCCACGAGUUUGAUGUUUUUAUGGUUUUUUUUUUUCCCAAAAACCCCAAAACUUUUCGAACAUUUUCUAUCUGGUUUGCUGGUAGUUUUCCCAAAUGCUGUAGGGUUAAAAGAAAACGUUUUUUUCCAACGUGGUAACGUUAUUAUAUAGCUAUAUAUAACACCGAACAAGAUUAUUAAAAAAGUUUUUUUUUUUUUUUUUUUUUUUCCUUCCUUCUGGAAAAGAUUAUUAAAGUAGGCUUUAUGAUACAUACAUAUUUAUAUAUCCACAUUUACAAAGCCUCUCAAAGCAAAGGUAAAUAUAGAUGUAGAGGGUGAAAGGGUGUGAUGGUUUGAAGCUAUUACACACCCUUGGUGGUUUUCCAUCUUCCUCCAUCAAGAACACCAUAAGCAACAACAACAAUGUGACAUGUUUCUGAUAAAAAAAAAGUGUGAUUUUUAGAUUUUUUUUGUAUUACCGGUAAACCUGCUAAGAAUGCCAAAAUAAAAAAAAAAGUUGGAACAGUUUGGAGAAAUUAUUUUUAGGUUUAAACCGUAAAAACAUCAAAAACCAUGAAAGAUUAUUAAAGUAGGCUUUAUGAUACAUACAUAUUUAUAUAUCCACAUUUACAAAGCCUCUCAAAGCAAAGGUAAAUAUAGAUGUAGAGGUGGCGCUAUCUUCAUGAAAGAUUAACCCAAUUAUAUUUUGUCCAA